This is a messenger RNA of Penaeus chinensis, 300 nucleotides long. RefSeq lists its product as uncharacterized. The transcript has a single exon. The record is from RefSeq and is a predicted model, not a curated record. Gene Ontology annotation, biological process: DNA integration. Gene Ontology annotation, molecular function: nucleic acid binding. Lineage: Eukaryota; Metazoa; Arthropoda; Malacostraca; Decapoda; Penaeidae. The annotation marks the transcript as partial.
CCUUUUUUUCAGCGAUGGGGAGUACGUCAUGCUAUGUCAAGCCCCCAUUACCCACAGUCCAAUGGGCAUGCAGAGGCUGCUGUGAAGAAAGUCAAGUAUCUGAUCAUGAAGACAGCACCCAACGGAAAUAUUGACAGUGAGGAGUUUGACAGAGGAUUACUGGAGUUACAUAACACCCCAAACUUCACUGGUCGAUCUCCUGCUCAGAUUCUGUUUGGCAUGCCCCUUCGCUCAUGUGUGCCUGCCCACUCUAGUGCCUUCAUGAAGGAGUGGCAGACCAAGGCUGAGGACUGCGACCGU